AUGAUACCUGGUACCGGCGAUCAAGCAGGGUUAAACCCCGUCCCUUCUCCCUAUAACCUCCGUCCACGCAAUAACAGUCAAGAUUGCGGGCGCGGCCAUGCCCCGAGUGACCGCGCGUGGAACUUUGACUUGUUCUCGUCCGCCUUAAGGAAUGCCCGUGAGCUAAAAGACGCCAUCGACGAAAUCGUCCUCGAACAGUAUAACAAAGCGUGGAAAUGGUUCCUUUCGUAUGAGGAGGGUGAAAUUAAGAAUCAAGCGCGUGUGGUUCAACACAAACAUGAAGACUUAGAUGUGGUCUGGAAUCGGAUGCUCCAAGAACUUGAAAACCCUGGCGCGAUAAUGUUAGCAAUGCAUCUAAUGUAUGAGGACGUCGUGCGCAGGCCUCUCGCAACUAAUGACCCGCGCGAUAUUACGAAAAUGGUGGCAAAAUACUUCAGGGAGAAAACUGUCUUUCGUAUUCGGGUUGAUCGUUUGAAAGUCGACAUAAUAAAGAAAAUAAAGAUAGCGCGGAAGCUUCGCGAAAAAGGGUUCGAUCCUCAGCGAGAGGUCAUCUGGAACGAACGCGCCAGCAUCGUCUCGAAGUAUAGGCGAGCAAUCAAUCAAGAAAUAAAAUUUUAUAAUGAUCAGAUCAAAGCGCUUCACGCUGCCAUUAAGCAACGUGAAGCAAUGAUAGAAGAUUUUGAUCCGGCUUUUGCACGCGCUAUUGCUUUGAUCUCCCCCCCUGACACGCUUCAAUCUGAGUGGCAUGAUGAAUAUGCGUUGAUGGACCCCGAAAUCAGGGAGAAGGACUGGGAUAAUACCGUUGACAAUUUCUUAGCGUUCAAGAAGAAGCACUACAUGGAAGAGAAGCGUGCCGAACUACUGCGCGAUGAUGUGGCCUGGGCCGAUUUUAUGUCGAUGAACCAAGCAACACUGAAGAAAGAAUUGUUUAGACGCGAGGCGGCCCUGAAGAAACUUAUGCUUACGGACGUUUUUACGAAUAUACAGCGUGCAUUUCCCGAACAUGAUCCAACACUCAUUAAAGGCAUUGAGUACGAUCCGAACGAAUCCGGCAUUGAAUCUGGGUGA
Molecule: messenger RNA, 1068 nt
Organism: Eimeria necatrix
Lineage: Eukaryota; Apicomplexa; Conoidasida; Eucoccidiorida; Eimeriidae
Exons: 1
Coding region: 1-1068 (355 amino acids)
Source: RefSeq, a predicted model, not a curated record